AGAAAGGCUUCACUCCUUCUAUCCCGCUUCUGUCUACAGAUCGUCGGCCGGUCCGAUAGUCUAAUACGCUAAUCUCGCCUGGAGCGUAGCGCGCGGGCCUCUCUCCUUAGAGUAGAGUACUAUCCUUGUUUUGUCUGGCAGGUAAGCCGGUUCAUGAUUGCGGGACUAAGAGGAGGAUAAACUCACGAUUUGCCCUCUAUCACUAGCCAAGCUUUAUCCGGACAGAAUGUCGGCUCGCUCGGGAAUGGAAGGGUUUUGCAAAGUGUGCCUUCACGCAAACAACGAACACUACACUGCGCCCUGCCCUGCCACUGGCUGCCUGAACAGAUGGAAGGAAUGCACUGCCAGUAACUGCUUGAGAGAGCGUCCUAAGGGCUCCAAGGCUUCGAAGGGUUCUAAGGCUCUACCAUACAGGGUGUGCUUUGGAUGCAAGGACCACCCGGCAUGCAGGGAGAAUCUCGAUUUCAGCGGCGACCAGGUUGAUGUCCCAGAGAAGCAGAAUGAGGACUACGCCGCGACUGGGACUGCGGGGGGCCAAGAUGCUGAAGGUAAUUGGACUCGUUGAUCUAGUUCUCUGGACUUCUACAAGGCAACUCAAAUGCAUUGCUGAGACAUACCCGCAUAUUGCGGCGAUAUUGAUGUAUUUCAUUUCAUACAUACUGAGCAAGGCCAUUUCACAUUGUCAUGAAUCAAGCUUCUAGCAGCCAUCGUGCUCUACCGCAUCUCUCCAUUUCAAGAUUUUCUCUAGAUCAAGCUCCUUGUGCUCGGGCUCAGAAACCGGGAAGUC
Messenger RNA from Aspergillus brunneoviolaceus CBS 621.78, 787 nucleotides. RefSeq lists its product as uncharacterized. The record is from RefSeq and is a predicted model, not a curated record. Bases 227 to 565 code for a protein of 112 amino acids. The transcript is spliced from 2 exons. Lineage: Eukaryota; Fungi; Ascomycota; Eurotiomycetes; Eurotiales; Aspergillaceae.